Messenger RNA from Aspergillus homomorphus CBS 101889, 1986 nucleotides. RefSeq names its product CDC73 C-terminal domain-containing protein. The transcript has 2 exons. The coding region runs from base 33 to 1577 and encodes 514 amino acids. Gene Ontology annotation, biological process: positive regulation of transcription elongation by RNA polymerase II; transcription elongation by RNA polymerase II. Gene Ontology annotation, cellular component: Cdc73/Paf1 complex. Lineage: Eukaryota; Fungi; Ascomycota; Eurotiomycetes; Eurotiales; Aspergillaceae. The record is from RefSeq and is a predicted model, not a curated record. Gene Ontology annotation, molecular function: RNA polymerase II complex binding.
UCGCCAUCGCCAUAAAACCACUCGGAUUCACAAUGGCGACCAAUUUACCCAGCUCAGACCCUCUCCUCGCCCUCCGCCAGUCCCUCCUCUCCAAUAACCCCCCAACACCGACAACGUCGUCUUCCCCCGCCGAGCAGCCCACAGAAACCGACCUCGACCUCGCCAAAGCCACUCACCUCUACUUCCCCCACCCCACGAGCCCACAGACGAUCCCCCUCAACACCCCGACACGCUUCGUGUCCAGCACAACGGGUGAGCCCGUCGACCUCCGCAGCAUCUUCUUCGCGUGGUUGAAGAAAGAUGUCGCGAUCCCGGAGUACAUUGCCGAAGCGGAGGGGCUGAACCAGGCCCUCAAGGAGAAGAAGACGACGGAUGAUCCCUCCGCGCCGGAGGAAAAGGUUCACAACCUGGUGUUCGUCGAGCGAUUGGAUCUGUUGACGUGGCUGGAGGGUGCGUCGGAGGAAAGCGAGUAUAUCAAGCCCCUGGAGGGGGAGGCGGCGGCGAAGGCGGCCGAGGCAGCAGCAGCAGCAGCGGCCGCCGCUGCCGCCGCGGCGGAGGGAAGUGCGGGCGCGCAGACUCAGGCCUCGGCGAACAUUGCAUCUGGGGCUGCGGGUGGUGUCGCUGUGGUGCCGAGUGGAAGUGGCAUCGGGGGUGUCGCUGGUGCGACGGGCGCAGGAGCUGCUGCUGCUGCCGGAGCUGCACAGCAGCAUGGUGGUAGGGCGCCUAAGACGAUCGAUCCCAGAUUACAGGAGAUCUACGAUGGAGAGAGGAAGAUGGGGGAUCGGAAUAGUGUCUUGAGGGGGAUUAAGCCGACGGAUUUCUCCCAUGUUCGCAAAGUCGCCGAGUCCAUCCUCGGCCGCAAUCGGUCAUCACGAACGGGUCAGUAUCCCGCUGGAGUCACCAAGCCCGGCAGCAAGCCGACGUCCUCCUCCAUGGUACCCGUGCCUACGCCGUCCGCCGGACUCUCGCAACCCCGUAGCGGCAAGAGCAGCUCCAAGACGCAAGAUCCGAUCAUCCUCCUUUCGCCGUCGGCGUCGUCGCUUAUCCGCAUGUCCAACGUGCGCUCGUUCCUCCAGGAGGGCGUGUUCAUCCCGCCAGACCACCCUACGCUCGCCACUGGUACAAACAGCAACCUUCUCUAUAUCUCCCGUCCCCUUCGUCUGCAAGAUAGCUCCUCCAGUACAUCCCUCCUCCGGCCCAGUGCGGCUUCCUCGACCUCGCGCAAACCCACCCGCUUCAUCUUGGUGGACAGUACCGCCAACUUCCGCCCGGAUUACUGGAACCGCCUCGUGGCCGUGUUCACGACGGGCCAGACCUGGCAGUUCAAGUCCUACAAGUGGACCUCGCCGCCGGAAUUGUUCAAGCACGCCACCGGUAUCUACGUGGGCUGGCGCGGAGAGGACAGUCCGCGGGAGGUGCGCAAUUGGGGCCGCGGGGUGCAGAGCUUCUCGGUCGAGAGAUGGGAUGAGAAGGGCGGUGUGAAUGGCACCGGGCGGUGGAGAGAUCGGGAGGUUGUCGAGGGCAUUUGGUCGGCAAUUGAGGAAGGCAUGCGAUUGAGAGGGUGGGGUGCGAAAUAACCUAUGAUAUGGGGUUUUCUUCUUUGAGAGGGGGGGGAGGAGGCUUACUGUCUUAUCUCUCUCAUCGUCAAUCAUCAUCUUUCUUGCAAGUUUCAGGGAGAAUCCUCGAUUUUGGGAGAUGUUCUAUGCAUGCAGGUGGGCGGAUGGGACAGACGUCCGGACAGGCACCACGCUGCUUGAUAUCUUGAAACAAAGGACGUUUCAACCCUAAUUCUUGUUACGCCUCGAUUUUGAGACGUGGUCAUCGGAUGGUGUGUAUGAGAUCCCUCAACUCGGUACUCGAGCCAUGCAUGCAUGCUACCGUUAUCAGCGUCAGCAGCAUAUACAAAGUACACUCAAUCGAUCCAUCCAUCCAUCGCCUCGAGCGAACUCCGUCUGAAACAAACCCCACCCCCACCCCCUUCUCCCU